Molecule: messenger RNA, 1117 nt
Organism: Rhagoletis pomonella (apple maggot)
Lineage: Eukaryota; Metazoa; Arthropoda; Insecta; Diptera; Tephritidae
Gene: Rab2
Product: ras-related protein Rab-2A
Exons: 5
Coding region: 167-808 (213 amino acids)
Cellular component (GO): Golgi apparatus
Molecular function (GO): GTP binding; GTPase activity
Source: RefSeq, a predicted model, not a curated record
GUUUGACAUAAGAACAAAGUGACAAACAUAUUGACAAAGAAAAGAAAAAGUGAAAACUGAACGACUUCAACACGAAUUGCGUUUCAAUUGUGCGAGAAUUAAGGAAAAUAAUUAGUUGUUUGUGAUAUUUACUAGCAAGAAAAUAAAUAGAAUUUAAAUAAACAAAAUGUCGUACGCAUACUUAUUUAAAUACAUCAUCAUUGGCGAUACUGGUGUUGGAAAGUCUUGCCUCUUACUGCAAUUCACUGAUAAGCGUUUCCAGCCAGUGCAUGAUUUGACGAUUGGCGUGGAAUUUGGGGCGCGUAUGAUUACAAUUGAUGGCAAACAAAUCAAACUACAAAUCUGGGACACAGCUGGACAGGAAGCGUUUAGAUCGAUAACACGUUCAUAUUAUCGCGGUGCAGCCGGCGCUUUAUUGGUAUAUGACAUUACACGACGCGAGACUUUUAAUCACUUGACUACAUGGCUGGAGGAUGCCCGUCAGCAUUCGAAUUCGAAUAUGGUCAUUAUGUUAAUUGGCAACAAAAGUGAUUUGGAUUCGCGACGUGAAGUGAAAAAAGAAGAGGGUGAAGCCUUUGCACGCGAACACGGGCUUGUUUUUAUGGAGACGUCUGCUCGCACAGCCGCCAAUGUAGAAGAGGCAUUCAUAAAUACCGCAAAAGAGAUUUACGAAAAAAUACAAGAAGGCGUUUUCGACAUAAACAAUGAGGCAAAUGGCAUUAAGAUUGGACAACAGCAUUCCCCAACAAAUCCCUCACUGCCGGGUGCUGGUAAUCAGGCUGGGGCGGCUAGCAGCGGUUGCUGUUAAGUGACACUUCUCAGCUGCGGCUGGUGUUAGUGAUUUUUUCUAGUAUACAAAAACAAAAAACCAUAAACAACUAAUAGCUAUAUAUACCAUGUUUGUUCUUUUCUAAUGUCCAUUACAUAUUUUUUGUUUAUAUUUGUUUUAAAUCAAUAUAAAAAGUGAGAUGUUUGUAAGGGAGAGAGAACAACAUUUCACCAUAUACUUAAAUGCUAAGAAAUGAAACGAAUCUAAAAAUACCUACAUUUACAAUACAGAUCAAUUGCACGCAAGUAGAACAUCACAAACAAAAUAAAGUCUUUUAAAACCUCUGAA